CGCACCGCUCAAUUCACCAUUGGCCGCAGCACCCGCUUCCCUUCCUUUCCCUUCCACACCGCCACUGCGUCUCUUUCUCCUCCUCCUCCUCCUCGCUCGCUCCCCGAAAAACCCAACCGAACCACCACCACGCCGCGCCGCUCCAGCCGCAUUCCCGGAAUCCUCGAGGCCGGCGGCCGGCGGCGGGCGGGGGCGCCAUGGGGGCUGGCCCGGAUGCGGCGGGAUGGACCGCCGAGGACGACGUCCUCCUGAAGAACGCCGUCGAGGCUGGUGCCUCGUUGGAAUCGUUGGCUAAAGGAGCUGUAUGCUUCUCCCAUAAAUUCACUCUUCAAGAAUUGCAGGAUCGCUGGUAUUCAUUGCUAUAUGACUCGGAGACCUCAGCACAAGCAUCUGCUCGCAUGGCCAAGUAUGAGAUGGACCUUUCAGUCUCCGAUCCUGCUAAAGCAAUGAAGCUCUUCCACUCAAAGGCAAAAUGCUUUUCCCUGUGCAAGCGGAAAAUAGAUAGUGUAAAGAAUAAGUACUACGCAAUGAGAAAGAGAGUUUGCCAUAAACCAUGUUUGCCUGCUGAUUUUGGUCAUGUUAUUGCACCCUGCUCAUGUAAUCCUACUGAUGGUGGUGGUUGUGCAUGUGGAGGCCAUCAUUUGGUUCACACAGUUGAUCCAUCAGCAGCUGUUGGAAGUGACUAUGGGUUUACGGGUGGAAGCUAUUCUGAGAGAAAGCAUGUACAUUACAAUGGUAAAGGACAAUACUCAUUCCAUACAGAGCAAUCUGAUGGCAGCAUGGUACUGGAUGAAAGCCUGCAUGGCCAUUCAGAUGCAGACCAAUUAUAUGGAUAUGAUGACACGCAGAAGAAUUCUCAGACCAGUGGAAGUAAUAUAAUCUCUUCAGAUAAUAGAUCAGAUCUUAGUGAUCAGUUUGACAAUGGAGCGAAAGGAUCAAAGGCUCUACCGGGCAUUGAUCAAGAUCAAGAUGGUAAAAAGCAUGGCCAAUUUUCUGGGAACAGCACAGGAGGAUUACCUAAGCCUGGCUCAAUCAAAGAAAUUAGUCCAAAGUGGCGUUCUCAGGAGCCCAGUGUUCUUACUUGGAGUAUGGUUCUGGGUGUUAAUUCACCUGAUUUGCUGACAGAUAUGGGUGUGCUUGAACCAAAAACUCUUAUGCUUUGUGAUGUCAAGAAAAUGAAAACAAAUGUCAGUGAUGCACUUGCAUCUCAGUCUCAGGCAAAUUUAGAUAGUCUAAUACCUGAUUCUGGUUCAGGGAGUGCAGUGGCAUCAGAAGGUGGAUUCAUGCAUUCCCAUCUAAAGGGUUUCAGUCAGAAAGAAGACCUUGAGGUCCUCAGUGGUGGACUUUUUUCAGAUUCUGCAGUGGACACAAAUCAGAAAGAUUCAGGGCUCCAUACCUUUGAUGCAACCAAAUAUGCUAACCACAUAGAUCCUGUUCAAAGGAAACAAAGUGUGGCAGAUGUUUCUGAAGCGGACACUAUACCUGCUUCAUCGGGAAUGCUUUAUCCUGAACAUAAUGCCAAGUGCGUGUUGAACACAGAAGAUUCUGAAAUCCCUUUCAGUGAUCAUAUAUUUAUACCCUGUCAGUCCUCUUUAGAACCCACCUCCUCCAUGGACCAGGAUUCUCAGCACGGUACAUGUUUGGUUCUGGCUAAACUUAUAAAUAUGGAAAAUGCCCAACCUUCAUCACCAUCACCACUAGUAAAUCUGGAAUCAGGCAUCCUAGAGAAAAAUACAAUGGUGUCUCUUAAUGAAGGUUGUAUUAUGGGAAAUGAGCCACGGGGCCUGCAUGGUGAUUUUGGUGGUAACAAUGCAAACAUGUGUGUUUCAGCUCUGCAUUCUGUUGAUGGAGAUGAAGAAGCAGCUUAUGGUUUUGUUAAACAUGAGUAUUGUGAUAAUUUGCAUAAUGUGACUUUGAACAAGUCAAUUCAAGGGCCCGGUCAAAUGAAUGGCGAGUUUCUUUCUGAUAAACCCAAAAUAGGCUGUGAAACUGCUAUCAAAAGCUGUCAGUUGUCUGAUGCAUUUCCAGAUACAGAAUUUGAUAAUCCCAUUGGAACUAUUUCAACUUUGAGCCAAGCAGAAGGAUCUGACAGUGAAAGUAGCGUUCCAAACUAUUUUGACCUAGAAGCAUUGAUACUUGAUCAGGACCUGAUUCCGUGGGAUCAAGAAUCUGACUUCAUCCAACCGGAAGUUUCAAGGUUUCAGUAUCCUGAAAGCAGGAAGGAUCUGAUAAGAUUAGAGAAAGGGGCUUGCUCUCAUAUAAACAGAUCUAUCAUGUCUAAGGGGGCUUUCGCCAUUCUUUAUGGCCAACAUUUGAAAUGCUACAUAAGGGAUCCUGAGGUAACCCUUGGGAGACAAACAGGAGAGGUACAUGUUGAUAUCGAUUUGGGAAAGGAAGGGAAGGCAAAUAAAAUAUCCCGUCGACAGGCAGUUAUCAAGAUGGAUGAUGGUGGAUCUUUCUGCAUAAAAAAUAUUGGGAAGUGUUCAAUUUUUGUGAAUAGCAAAGAAGUACCAUUUAACAAACGUAUCAGCUUAAUUUCAGACUCAUUACUUGAGAUAAGGAACAUGAAAUUCAUUUUUCACGUGAACCAUGAUGCUGUAAAGCAACACAUAGCACGAACUAGACGUGGAAGAUCCCGAGGCGAGAUCACAGCAUUUGAUUGGAAUCAGAACCCAUAAAUUAAAGUAACGAGGAAGCCUAUUUAUUACUUAUAAUAGCUAAUAUAUCUUUGUCCCAGAUAGAACAUGUCAUCCAGUUAAAUUAGCUCCAGCUGCCAUAUGUAAAUUGAUGUAUAUUCUUGGUUCUUCUAUCCUGAUUAGCUCAAACUACGUUCUUCGGAACUGGGCUUCCAUAGUUUUCUACUUUGCUUCAUUUCUUUCCAUAAAAUCUUUGUUGUUGGAAAAAAUGUAGCUUAAUUGCAGUUAGAAUCCUCAAAGAUGACAACCCUAAUACUAAAAUUCUAAUCCCAAAGGCCUGUUUGGGUCAGUACUUCA
Setaria italica (foxtail millet) is the source of this 2993-nucleotide messenger RNA. RefSeq lists its product as uncharacterized. The transcript is spliced from 7 exons. Lineage: Eukaryota; Viridiplantae; Streptophyta; Magnoliopsida; Poales; Poaceae. The record is from RefSeq and is a predicted model, not a curated record. Gene Ontology annotation, cellular component: Ino80 complex; MLL1 complex; NSL complex. Gene Ontology annotation, biological process: positive regulation of transcription by RNA polymerase II. Gene Ontology annotation, molecular function: G-quadruplex RNA binding; protein binding. Bases 198 to 2678 code for a protein of 826 amino acids.